Messenger RNA from Verruconis gallopava, 2361 nucleotides. RefSeq lists its product as uncharacterized. The transcript is spliced from 5 exons. The record is from RefSeq and is a predicted model, not a curated record. Gene Ontology annotation, cellular component: endoplasmic reticulum membrane. The coding region runs from base 271 to 2193 and encodes 640 amino acids. NCBI's taxonomy places the organism in Eukaryota, Fungi, Ascomycota, Dothideomycetes, Venturiales, Sympoventuriaceae. Gene Ontology annotation, molecular function: alpha-1,2-mannosyltransferase activity. Gene Ontology annotation, biological process: GPI anchor biosynthetic process.
CGUCCUACUCUCGCUCUUUGGCUCGCUUCGGCCCGCUGCAAACAAUCUUGACCCCGGGCCAAAAAAAGAAAGGAAAAAAAGGCAUCUCUCUUUUGUUCAUUCGUCCCAAUGUUUGUGGCCUGCUUGCCUCUUUGUUCCAGUCUAGCCGACAUCGCGUUUGUUUCGUCGGCCCCCAUCUCUCUCUCUCUCUCGCUCUCGCGCUCCCCGUUGCAGGUUCACGCGGUUUUGCUUCUGCCGAUCAGUCGCACCUGAGCUUCUGUCCACCGGUCCAUGGCAUCUGGCAGCGCCUCCUCGUCAUCGUCACGAUCGUCACCGUCUGCGUCCGGGCCGAAACGACGGCUUGGUCGUCAAGCUCAUGACCAACGCGCGCGUCGACGCACCUCGUCCGUGUCGACGCUGCACGUGCUCCUCGUCCUACUGGCGCUGCGGGUCGUGAACGCGCUGACGCUGCGGACCUUCUUCGUUCCCGACGAGUACUACCAGUCGUUGGAGCCAGCAUGGCAACUCGCUUUCGGCCCGCAUAGUGGCGCUUGGAUCACCUGGGAAUGGCGGCACCAGUUGAGAUCCUCGCUUCAUCCCGUCCUGUUCGCGGCCGUGUACCGAGCCGCUGCUCUGCUCUCCGCCUUCCUCGACCUCACGCCCGCCUCAGAAGCGGCCGUCUUGCUCGUCGCGCCUAGGGUUGUGCAGGCCGUCUCCGCCGCCAGCCUGGACUUCUUCACGUGGCGACUUGGACGAAGAAUCUUUGGGUCAACCAGUCGAGCAGCUUGGACCAUUCUUGCAGUCAGUACUCUGAGUCCGUGGCAGUGGUUCUGCUCGACCAGGACGCUGUCGAACUCGCUCGAAGCCUCUCUUACCGCGGCAGCGUUAUAUUGCUGGCCCUGGGAUUGGAUGCUUCCGGCUCGCAACGACGAGCUGAAAAGUCCAAAUCCGUCCCGGACGUCGAGACCGUCCGUCGCAUCAUCCCGCGUCGACGAAGAUCGUUCAAGGCCGGGCCUGUCGCUGCUUCUCGCGGCCGUGGCAUCCAUUCUUCGACCGACAAAUGUGCUCGUGUGGAUACCAAUUGCCCUACAGACCCUGUCGAAGGUUUCGAGUCGACGUCGCUACGAGCUGAUCGUGAAGGCUGUUGUCAAUGGGACGGCAGUGGCUCUUUUCAGCGCCAUUGCCGAUCGGUCCUUCUACGGGUUCUUCACUUUUCCGCCCUUGCGCUUCUUGACGUUCAACAUCUAUCAAGAUCUAGCUGUUUUCUACGGUAGGCAUCGCCCUGAUUACUACCUGACCGAGGGACUGCCGCUCUUGUUGAUGGGCCUGAUCCCAUUUGUGCUCUUUGGCCUUUACAGAAGUGCUUCCAUCACCCUCAGCAACCGAGGGUCCGCGUCGUAUUCUCUGGAGACGAUCGUGUUGCCUAUCCUCACGUGGACCAUCUUUGCGGUCGUCUUCUUGAUGAGUUUGAUUGCGCACAAAGAGGCUCGCUUCGUGUACCCCCUUUUGCCGUGCCUGCAUAUCAUAGGUGGCACUUCGGUCUCGACGUUCACGCGCAGAGCGUCCAUAUGGAAAGGUUUCAUCCUUGGGGUCAUUCUUUCACUCCAUUUCUUUGUGAUACAGUACGUUUCUCGGACCCACCAACGCGGCGUCAUCGAGGUCAUGCACUUCUUGCGAGAACAGCACCAAUCCCGGUCAGACAAUGCACUCACCACAGCUGCGUUGCUUAUGCCAUGCCACAGCACUCCGUGGCGGAGUCACCUAGUCUACCGUAACAUUGACGCAUGGGCGUUGACGUGCGAGCCCCCCGUGAACAUGCCGCCUCAGGAGAGAGCAAAUUACACCGACGAAGCCGAUGUCUUUUACGAGGACGUCACCGGGUGGCUGGAGACAAACAUGGAGGAUCUGAAGCAGCUGAACAACGGCUUCAGCUUGCUCGAACAAGCCAGAAAGAUAGCAAACCAUAGUGAGCGGACAGUGAACGGUCACGUUACGGGCCGCAACCGACCUUGGCCGCAGUUUCUCGUGUUCUUUGAGCAAUUGGUGCCACAAAUGCAUGAUUGGCUUGCCACAAGCCCAUAUCAGGAAUGCAAGAGGUUCUUCAACACGCAUUGGCACGACGAUUGGAGGAGGCAGGGUGAUGUAGUCGUAUACUGUCUUGCCCCAGCUGGUUACGACGCUGCAGAUCGAUUUCGGCCCGUUGACGCCACCUAAAAUUGUAUAUUAUUUUUUUUUACUCAUCCGCUCUUGGUCGCAAAAAAACGGUAUAAAGAAAAGAGAAACAAAAAUAGACAACCAGUCCACACGCACAUACACACACACGCGAUGUCAGGGCGGCGUUGUCCCUCAAGGCUGUAGCCUUGCCUCAUUCGUCCUGGUGCU